Colletotrichum graminicola M1.001 is the source of this 343-nucleotide messenger RNA. RefSeq lists its product as uncharacterized. The coding region runs from base 42 to 326 and encodes 94 amino acids. Lineage: Eukaryota; Fungi; Ascomycota; Sordariomycetes; Glomerellales; Glomerellaceae. The record is from RefSeq and is a predicted model, not a curated record. The transcript has a single exon.
UCAGAGACCCUGGAUACCCAGACCAGGGGAGGGGCACAACAAUGCCGAGGAGGAGGAGGAGGAGGAGCAGGAGGAGAGUGGUGGUGGUGGUGGUGGUAGUGCUUUGGUGCUUUGGUUAUUGGGUGUUGGCUGUAUUCGUCAGGUUGAUCCCAGUGGACAGUAGCGUUGCGCUGGGGUCGCUUUACUCCGCCCAGGCCACUUUACGCGGUCGGUCGCGUGCGCAGGCGGGAGAGAAUGGUCCAAUGAGGGGGGGUGGGUGGUUGGGUUCGUUUGAUAAGAGCGAGAGGGAGAGAGAGUGGAGAGGAGAGGAGGAGAAAAACAAAUAGAGAGAGAGCAAUAUUGG